UUUCAUUGGCAUGAUCCCUAGUUCCAUUGGCAAACUUGGCAAUCUCCACGGGCUGAAUCUUGAGUUAAAUAAACUUAAAGCUCGUAACAGUCAAGACUGGGAGUUUAUUUACAGCUUAGGCAACUGUAGUAAGCUACAAGGAUUAUCAGUAUUUGACAAUCAGCUAGAAGGCCACGUACCAACUUCAUUAGGUAACCUUUCUGUUGAACUGCAGAUAUUAUUACUGGGGAAUAAUCAAUUAUCAGGUGGUUUUCCUUCUGGCAUCGCAAACCUUCGCAACCUGAUGUGGUUAGGACUAGGUGGGAAUCAAUUUACAGGCAAGGUUCCAGAAUGGCUUGGAACUCUAAACAGUUUACAAGUGAUGAAUUUAGGUAACAACAACUUCACAGGGUUUAUUCCAUCAUCCCUUUCGAACUUGUCUCAGCUAUUAUAUCUCUAUCUUGAAUCCAACAAGUUCGAAGGGCAUUUACCUGCAAGCAUAGGAAAUCUUCAAAAUCUUCAACUAUGUAACUUUUCAAAUAACCUUCUUCAUGGUGGUAUUCCCAAAGAGAUGUUUGGAAUUCCAGCAAUCCUUCAUAUUGAUUUAUCUGUAAACCACCUGCAUGGGCAACUCCCUUAUGAAGUAGGCUAUGCCAAGGAGCUCAUAUAUUUGAAUCUUUCAUCAAAUAUGCUGUUUGGAGACAUUCCAACCAAUAUAGGUAAUUGUGAAAACUUGCAGUACAUUGGGUUGCAACAGAAUAGUUUCGGAGGAAGCAUACCCGUUUCACUAGGCAACAUAAGGGGUCUAGAAGUUCUGGACUUGUCUCACAAUAAUUUGACCGGGUCAAUACCGAUGUCCCUCACAAACCUCCAAUACCUUGAGCAACUAGAUUUGUCAUUCAACAACAUCAGCGGUCAGGUCCCAUUGAAAGGGAUAUUCAGUAAUGUGACUGCUGUGAGGAUUGAUGGAAAUCCAGGGCUUUGUGGUGGGCCAUUGGAGCUACACCUACUCGCAUGCCAUGUCAUGCCUGCUAAUUCAAGUAAGCAGAGGCAUUCCAUUGUACAAAAAGUAGUGAUCCCAUUAUCUUGCAUUUUGUCCCUUGCUAUAGUCAUAACUGUAAUGGUUGUCUGGAGAGGAAAACAAAAGACAAAUCUGUUAUCUUUGCCCUCAUUCAGUAGCAAAUUUCCCAAAGUUUCAUACAACGAUCUCGCUGGAGCAACAUGCGGGUUCUCAUCAUGCAAUUUGAUUGGCAAAGGAAGAUAUUCUUCCAUGUAUAAAGGAGAACUCUUCCAAGACAAAACCAUGGUUGCUGUCAAAGUUUUUCGCCUAGAGACAUGGGGGGCACAAAAGAGCUUCAUUGCAGAAUGUAAUGCUCUACGAAAGGUGCGGCACCGAAAUCUAGUUCCUAUACUCACUGCAUGCUCUAGUAUUGAUUCCAAUGGAAAUGAUUUCAAAGCCUUAGUCUAUGAGUUCAUGACACAAGAGUGUGCUGCAGGCGGAGCUGUUUCAAGUGCUGGGGAUGUAUACAGCUUCGGGAUUGUUCUACUUGAAAUAUUUUUGCGAAGGAGGCCAACUGAUGAUAUGUUCAAUGGUGAGAUGAACAUUACAAAAUUUGUUGAGAUGAACUUUCCUGACAGGAUACCACAGAUAAUAGAUCCUGAACUACUAGUAGAGCAACAACAUUUAUGUCCAGAAACUUCAGUGGCCAUGAAGGAGAAAAGCUUGGAGUGUUUGCUUUCAGUCCUAAACAUUGGGCUUCUCUGCACCAAGCCGUCCCCGAAUGAGCGCAUCUGCAUGCAGGAAGUCACUGCAAGGUUGCACGGAAUCAAGAAAGCAUAUAUAUCAUAG
Miscanthus lutarioriparius is the source of this 1828-nucleotide messenger RNA. Lineage: Eukaryota; Viridiplantae; Streptophyta; Magnoliopsida; Poales; Poaceae. The record is from the annotation of a GenBank genome assembly.